GAUAUAAUAGAUGCGUAGGAAGAGAGAAGAGAAUUGUUAUUUGUUACUUCUCACUUAACGGAGAGAGAUAGAGAGAGAGAAAGAGAUGGCGAGCGCAGCAGGAGGAGGAGCGGUGCCGUUUUGGAGGGCAGCGGGAAUGACCUACGUAACCUAUUCUACCAUAUGCGCCAAUUUGGUCAGAAAUUGCCUCAAAGAACCCCUCAAAACCGAAGCCCUCUCUCGCGAGAAGGUCUAUUUUUCACUCUCCAAAUGGGUCGACGGCAAGCCUCAAAAACCAACUAUUCGUUCAGAUGCCCCGGAGCAUUGAUUCGGAAUAGUUGGAAGCUAUGAACGGCCAAAUCUUUGAGAUAUGGAUGUUAAUUGUCAUUUUGAACCUUUCUGCCGUUUUCUAUGUUUAAUUCCUUUGUUUUCCUUUCCAUGAAUUGGCACAUGCAGUGGAUUUUGAAUUUGCAUAUGGUUAAUCUUGUAAUAAUCAAAGUUUAAACAUAUGAUUUUGAACUCAAUGACGACUGGCUGUGUAACUCAGUCUGCUUUGAUGUCCUGAAAUGAAAAAGCUGCCCAACAGUGUUAAGAAGGGUCAUAAAUUUA
This is a messenger RNA of Abrus precatorius (Indian licorice), 588 nucleotides long. RefSeq names its product ATP synthase subunit epsilon, mitochondrial. Gene Ontology annotation, cellular component: mitochondrial inner membrane. The record is from RefSeq and is a predicted model, not a curated record. Gene Ontology annotation, molecular function: proton-transporting ATP synthase activity, rotational mechanism. The coding region runs from base 86 to 307 and encodes 73 amino acids. NCBI's taxonomy places the organism in Eukaryota, Viridiplantae, Streptophyta, Magnoliopsida, Fabales, Fabaceae. Gene Ontology annotation, biological process: proton motive force-driven mitochondrial ATP synthesis. The transcript has 2 exons.